GUCAGGUGACCGAGUGCAGGUUGAUUUCAGAACGUGACUACUCAAAACCAUUUCUUCCUUUUUAGUUAUCAACACAGUUUGCUAACGCAGAUGGAGAUUCAUAAAUUGUGCCACAGCGAUACCUGGACAGGUGGGAUUCAUACCAUGUUGCCUGACAACGAUGGUAAAAACAUUGAAGGUGGGCAGACCUCAUCUGAGGGAGAAGAUCCCUCCGUCAGUCUGUUUCGAGAGUACCUUCGUGUCAAAACCGUCCACCCGCAACCUGACUAUGAUGGUGCUCUUGGGUUCCUGAACAGAAUGGCAAAGGAGCUUGAGUUACCUAUGAAAACGCAUGAGAUUUGUCCAGACAGAGUUGUGUCAAUCAUGACCUGGGAAGGGACAAAACCAUCACUGAAAUCCAUUUUAUUGAAUUCCCACACAGAUGUCGUGCCUGUUUUUCAGGAACAUUGGAAGUAUGAUGCUUUCAGUGCUUUCAAAGAUGCAGAGGGCAACAUUUUUGCCCGUGGAUCACAGGACAUGAAAUGUAUAACAAUACAGUACAUCCAGGCAAUCAGAAGACUGAAGGCAGAAGGAAGGAAACUGAUGCGCACUGUGCAUUUAAUGUUUGUCCCAGAUGAAGAGGUUGGAGGCCACAAGGGAAUGGAAGCAUUUGUGAAUUACCCAGAGUUCCAAAAGUUAAACGUCGGCUUUGCACUUGAUGAAGGACUUGCCAACCCUACAGAGGCUUUUACUGUCUUCUAUGGAGAGAGAAACCCCUGGUGGAUCACAGUUCACUGUCCAGGCAGUCCUGGCCAUGGUUCUCGGUUUGUGGAGAACACUGCUGCUGAGAAAAUGCGCAAAGUCAUAAACUCUUUCUUGGAUUUCAGAGAGAAAGAAAAACACAGACUUAAUACCAGCGAGUGUUUCACUCUCGGUGAUGUUACCACUGUGAAUAUGACCAUGGUGCAUGGUGGCGUGGCGUACAAUGUCAUCCCACCUAAAAUGGAUGUCAGUUUUGAUUUGAGAAUACCACCCACAGUGAAUCUACAGGAGUUUGAAGAACAGAUCAGUCGCUGGUGUCAGGAGGCAGGAGAAGGAAUCACUUAUGAGUUUGCUCAGAAACACAUGAACCAGAAUGUGACAUCGACAGAUGAGAAUGAUCCUUGGUGGAAUGCAUUCAGUGGUGCCUGCAAGGAAAUGAAUAUGACUUUGGAAAAAGAGAUAUUUCCGGCUGCCACAGAUAGUCGUUUUAUCCGAGCUGCGGGUCUGCCUGCUAUCGGCUUUUCCCCAAUGAACUGCACGCCGAUCCUGCUGCACGAUCACAACGAGUAUCUGAACGAGAAAGUCUUCCUGAAGGGCAUCGCUGUAUACCACAGGCUCAUCCCGGCACUUGCCAGUGUUCCUGCCUUUCCUGAUGAGAUUUAAACAAACUUCAUUGAUAAUGCUAAACAUAUUUCACUGGGCUGAUUGUCUAGGUUGAAAAGAGAUUACCAAAGAAAAAAAAAAUGAAUACAUGUAUAUCAUUUUGCCAAACUGAGCACUUAGUCUUUGGGACUCUUGAUUAUUUUUAAUU
Thalassophryne amazonica is the source of this 1552-nucleotide messenger RNA. RefSeq names its product aminoacylase-1-like. Gene Ontology annotation, molecular function: aminoacylase activity. Gene Ontology annotation, biological process: amino acid metabolic process. Gene Ontology annotation, cellular component: cytoplasm. The record is from RefSeq and is a predicted model, not a curated record. The transcript is spliced from 15 exons. The coding region runs from base 91 to 1404 and encodes 437 amino acids. Lineage: Eukaryota; Metazoa; Chordata; Actinopteri; Batrachoidiformes; Batrachoididae.